AAUUGUUGUGGUUAAUUGAAAGACUCUAAAAAUAAAACUCAUAAACAGAGAGGUUAAGUACGUAUUUUUAAUUUUUUAUAUAAAAAUGUCUCGAAUUCUAGAAAGGUGGUCUUUAAUUCUCAAUCGUGUGCCGAAAAAACACUUUUGCACAAAUAAAACGUCACAAGAUCUAGAAAGUCGUCGUCGAGAAGUAAUGGGACGUGGUUUACCGAGGAAAAAGGCGAUCGAAGGUGUGAAACAAAUUUUAAUUGUUGCCUCGGGAAAGGGAGGUGUUGGAAAAUCAACAACUUCGGUUAAUUUAGCAGUUGCUUUAAAAAUGAAUGAUCCUGGAAAGUCAGUUGGAUUGUUAGAUGCCGAUGUUUUUGGUCCAAGUGUUCCUCUAAUGAUGAAUCUCGACGAUUCGCCAAAAUUGAACGAGGAAAAUCUCAUGGAACCUUUAGUGAAUUAUGAUAUUAAAUGUAUGUCGAUGGGAUUUUUAGUGAAUAAAAAAUCACCUGUGAUAUGGCGUGGACUUAUGGUAAUGAAUGCCCUUGACAAAUUAAUUCGACAAGUUGCGUGGGGCCCUUUAGAUUAUCUUGUUGUUGAUACACCGCCAGGAACAGGUGAUACUCAUUUGUCGCUUGUUCAAAAUGUUCCCAUCGAUGGAGUUUUACUUGUCACAACGCCACAAAAAGCCGCUCUCGAUGUCACACGACGAGGAGCUUUAAUGUAUCAAAAAUUAAAUGUCCCACUUGUUGGAAUUGUCGAGAAUAUGAGUAGUGUCAUCUGUCCAAAAUGUCAUCACGAAGCCUCUCUAUUUAAAGACGGAUCAUUGAGUCUCGCUUGGGAAUUAGGCAUUAAUAUAUUGUGCAAAAUUCCAUUCAACGAUGACAUCGCAGAGGGCUGUGAUAAUGGAAGACCGAUAUUAAUUUCCAAGCCAAAUUCACGACAAGCUGAUGCUUAUAAAAAAUUGGGAAAAAAUGUCGCUGAAUUUUUGCAUGAACGACUUUUAAAAGUCACAUGA
Molecule: messenger RNA, 1003 nt
Organism: Leptopilina heterotoma
Lineage: Eukaryota; Metazoa; Arthropoda; Insecta; Hymenoptera; Figitidae
Gene: Nubpl
Product: iron-sulfur protein NUBPL
Exons: 4
Coding region: 86-1003 (305 amino acids)
Biological process (GO): iron-sulfur cluster assembly; mitochondrial respiratory chain complex I assembly
Cellular component (GO): mitochondrion
Molecular function (GO): 4 iron, 4 sulfur cluster binding; ATP-dependent FeS chaperone activity; ATP binding
Source: RefSeq, a predicted model, not a curated record